Puccinia graminis f. sp. tritici CRL 75-36-700-3 is the source of this 2403-nucleotide messenger RNA. RefSeq lists its product as uncharacterized. The coding region runs from base 124 to 1989 and encodes 621 amino acids. The record is from RefSeq and is a predicted model, not a curated record. NCBI's taxonomy places the organism in Eukaryota, Fungi, Basidiomycota, Pucciniomycetes, Pucciniales, Pucciniaceae. The transcript is spliced from 5 exons.
AUCUUAUUUGUCAAUCCUUUGUGAGCCAAGAACACCAGUAGCAAAGGGCUUUGGAAUCCGAAAUCUUGACGAAGUUGAAGCUGGUUAUAGACGAGAACAACCCACUACUGGAUCGACGAAAAGAUGGUUUCCAAGCCAACCUCAAUCCGCGUCGCACUAAAUCAAACCAUCAGCAAUUCAACAACCGACUCAAUGAGCGUUGAGGAAUUUUACAAGAUCGAGAGUUUUAUAAGCUCCAACGCAGGCCUGGAACUCAGUUCAACUACUCGGAUCAGAUUUUGGAUCAUUUCCACCUUGAUGGUCCUCAUGGGUGUUUUCUAUCUCAUCAGUCUCAUCAAAAACGUCACCAUGCGAAAUUAUUGGCUGAUCGAAAGGAAUAGAAACGGUUACCUGAAUCCGAAUCUUGAGGUUUUAGUCCCUCUGUUUGCACUUAUAAACAGCUCUUUGGUUUUGUGUUCCAUCAUACUGAUGAAUCGAGAUAACGGCCGAUACCUCAGUCGGCCUACGAUGAUAACGCAGAUGAUAUCUUACAACUUUUUGUUCUAUUGUGCUGCCACCAGGGUCUGGAGGACUCUAUCUGUUAUCCCAAUAGUACCGGUUCAACUGACACCACGUGGUACGAGUUUUUUAAGCAACGGGUUGCCGCCAUCUUUGUUCAACAUGUUGGUAGUGCUGCUGUACAUCAGUUUUCCAGUAGCCACUUUACCCAUCACUCUCUCAAUGACCAAGGACGCGGACACAUUAGGCAGAGACUUCUUCAUUCUAAACUCGAAUGUGAAACUCUUCAAUGCUCAAGAAGAAGACCUACUUCUGGAUGAUGCUUUACCCCCUUUUCUGGCGAACGAGUUCAAAAGCACCUUAGACACUCUGCGGCCAAUGAUGUACCAAGUGAAUCGUCGGUGGAGGUUCGCUUGUGGGAUAUACUUAUGUUAUUGUCUCAGCCUUUUUACCCUUUUUAUUUACGCGUCGGCUAGGCUUUAUUCAACCUUAACGGUCCAAGUGCAAAUCCUCACUCAAGCUCGUCGGCGAUUUGCAAGAAUGGCAAGUGUCGGGGUGAGAUCAGUCGAAGAUGACAUAACUUCCGAUGACGCCUCUGAAUCAAUCCAAUCGCGCACAAUGUAUGGUGCCAUCGUCAAAUCGAUCAAGAAGUUAAAGGCUACCAUUUGGACCCAGUCUCAAGAUCAGUCAGAACUCUUGGAAUUUUGGGACUGCCCAGAUUCUUGCGGUGAAAAUGCAGAAUUGGAAAGAAAGGCCAAAAUGUCUUCUCGUUAUCGCACAGCCCUCCUGUGGCAGUCUUCCUGCUCCAGUGUGAUUUUCCUGUCAUUUGUUGUGUUGACUGCUUGUCUUGCUUUCGAUGCAUUUGGCGUACCCAACCGUACCUCACCCACCCGAGUUGCCACGAUUACUUUCGAGUGGACCGGUUGGGCUUGGUCAGUACCAGGUAGCGUCUUGGCAUUUAUGACUUGCUGUGUAGCCUUAGUGCCCCAUUCAGCCUCCGAGGAUGCGAACAACGCGCGUUCGGCAGCUACAAUACGAAAGUCGUCUGCCAAAGGUAACAGGCUUCAAACAGAGUUGUCACGAACAUCUACCGAAAGCGACGUGGUAAACUUACGUCCUUAUGGUGGCUUUCUUGCCGAGACGCCACAAUCGUCUCUCGCAAAGGCCACUUUCACGGGUGAAAUCAAAUCACUGGGGAGUAGAAUUUGGAGAAAGCUUUGCCCCCAAUGGAGCUCUUCACCCCGCUCUAGUUCUUCCCCAAGAGUGCGGAAAUUAUCGUGUUUCAGCUUCUCGGAGAAUGAAAAGAUCAGUGAUCAACAAGUCGUCAACCACUUUCCGCCUGGACACGGUAUCGACAUGCAGAACGAGAAUGCAAGCGAGCCGGUCAUGAGGCAUACUCUUCAAUUCACAUCCGGUAGAGAUCUUUUACCUCUUGGUCAAAUAAAAAGUGACAUCAAUAUCAUCAAAUCACUUCGGCACAACGACCCUUGAAAUUCAAAUCUUAUUCAUAAAAAGUUGACAAUACGAGAACAAGUCCAGCAUACUCACAUCUAAAAAAAAUGAAAAUGGUGUGAAUCGGCGGUUACGUGAAGAUGUCGAUCUUAUAGCACCUCUAUAAAGCUCAGAGUAAUAGUUAAAGAUUCAUAUUCUGUAAUGACGUGCCUUUUGACCAGCAGCCUUGUAUCAAGAUAAUGAGCAUGCACCAUUUUGUUUUUCCAAGACAAUCAUUUUCCUUGUCAAUUAUCUGAAGGAUCAAUUUCUGGUAGUGGGGGGUGCUUUCAUUCAUCAGCAGAUGACCGUCAUUUUGGCUUUGGAAUUUUUGUCAGUAGCGCAGUGAUUUCAGUUCAAACAUCUUAAUCUUUUGUAGAGAAAAUCCUUAUCCGAAUUAAUUCACUAUUGAUGUGA